AUGUCUAAGGCAGUUCAAUUUUCCUUCGAAAAGGUCUACAAGGAUUCCUUCAAAGUAUCUUGCACGGAAACUUUGGACAUUCCUCUCUGCCAACCACCAAGUUGGCUAUUAUCUCGGCUUAUUCUUGAUCACGACAUUCCCAAAUUCGCUGAAAAAGACUUUUCUGAUGCAUUGCUAAAAUUCAUCAAAGAAAAUGAACGAAUUUUCAUUGACGACCAUUUGACGCGUUUAUACGACUAUCUUCGUUUGGAUGAGAACAAACCAUUACACAUUGCUGCCUCACUGGAGAAACGUGUCAAUGAGCGAAUAUCCACAAGAUUCCAAACUGAGCCGCCCACAGAUGAGGAAAUUUUCGGUCAAACCUACUCAAAGAUAGUCCAAUCGCCAGCUGCAAUGGAUCUCAUUCAAUUAGAACACUCCUUUGCUCUUGCUAUAGAAACAGAGAUUGUUGAACGCGAUCGUGUUCUUAGUGCUCUUCAGAGAAACAUUGUGGAUAGCACAGAGGCGCUGCUAUCGAAGAAUAAUGAGGAAAUCAGUGUGACAGAUGCGGUUUCGGAACUUCAACGCCGCUUUCACUCGGAGUAUGAGGUUCAGAAGAUGACCUGGAACAGUAGAAUAAGUGAUUUAAAGGAGACUCAGCGCCAGGACUAUCGUAACUUUGUCAUGUCCAUUGAAGAGCAAAUACUGCAGGCUGAUUUAUCCAAACCUUUGCCUCCUAAGCCUUGCGAUAUGGGGGGUGCUGGUUCAACCCAAACAACAUCUCGAAUUGUGGUUAACAAUCAAAAUAGAGCGGGACCACGUUCCGAAAGCUUCAUGAUUCAGUUGGGUCGUCAGCUUCGGUCCUUUUAUAACUUAAAAUUGGUUGAAGCCGAUCCUAUAGAUCUCAUGACACCCAUAGGAUCUACUGGCACCUCAAAUUCUCCUCCUAGUGUUGAGACUACUGUAAAUUUAGCUGAGCGACUGAGCAGCGCGCUCACUAUUUAUUCCAACGACUUGACUGGUCUAGUUAUUCUAGUCGACAGCCAGAUGUUUCAAUCCAGGACUCAGCAACGUAUUGCUGAAGUAUGCGAACUCUCGACAGACUUCCACUUUCCUGAAUUAGAUCGUCAGUUGGCUGAUAUUCAGGAAAUAAUAAAAAACUCUGAAGGCGAGCGCUUCAAACCAAGUAAUGUCCCAUUUUUAGCUGCCAGCAUGAUGAAGGGACGCCCAAAGCCAGGUGAUGUCUACCUCACACGUCAUUCAAACCUUCGAGCUAGCGAAAUAGGUGGAAAUGCGGGCGGAGGUGGUGGGGUGGAGGUAGUCUUUCACGUGGUGACGGAAGGGGAGGCAAUGGGAGGUAAGGGUGUCUCUUCUUCCCUUUCUCCACACCUCCAUGUGGCUAUUUCCACUGUUCUUCGUGUUUGCAAUCAAUACGAUAUCAGUACACUGUCUAUGCCACUACUGUUUACCCGACGGUCCCUGGAAAGCUUGUCAUUAACCUGGUGCCAGCGACGGGCUGAGGCUGUACUCAAGGUCGUUAAAGGCACUCUGAUGGAGUCGGUGGGUGUUCGAAAUGGAAGCGGUACCGCUCUUCGGACGCUUAUCUUUCUCCUCCCCCCACCACAAUCCUCGUCUCCUGCAUCAAGGGCGAGCGUGGAUAUCUUUGAAGCCCUUGUUGCGGUUAUAAAUUGCACCUUUCAGCAGACCAGUCCCCUUGUUGUGGAUAUUUGCAGCGCUGGCACGGUUUGA
Molecule: messenger RNA, 1728 nt
Organism: Hydatigera taeniaeformis
Lineage: Eukaryota; Metazoa; Platyhelminthes; Cestoda; Cyclophyllidea; Taeniidae
Source: the annotation of a GenBank genome assembly